CCAAGCAAGUCUCAGCAUCUUCCCUGUGCGGCUGUGCGUGUAAAUAACCAUAGAGAAUCACAAUCACACCCACAUCACAUGCAUGCAAGCAAGACCAAUUACCACUUUCCAUUAUUUUUAUUCUUAAAAAAAUGACCAAAAAAGAAAAUUGCGUAAUCCUAGAAACGUAAAACCAACCUCAACCUAACCUAGGAAACUCCGUCACCACUUUCCCUCUCCCAUUUUUAUAUCAUUCGCCACACACAUCAUAUGUCUUCCGCACUGACAAAAAACGAUAUCCAACGGUCAUGAAUGGCGGCGCUGAGGCCUCCCUCAAUCACAGGCGCAAACAUCAAACAGCUCCCGCCGACGGCGCUAAAGGCGUUAAGGUAGCAAACGGAGCCAUGGGGAAGCCGUCCUCUUCCAAGCACUCCUGCGGUGCGUCGUUCAUGAAAUGGACCGUGGCUGACGCUGUCCACGUGGUGACGCACCAUUGGAUGCCGUGCUUGUUCGCAUUGGGGCUUCUCUUCUUCAUGGCCGUGGAGUACACGCUUCUCAUGGUGCCACCGUCGUCGCCGCCCUUCGACCUUGGCUUCAUCGCCACACGCUCCCUCCACGCGCUCCUCGAGUCGUCGCCGAAUCUCAACACGCUCUUCGCCGGGCUCAAUACGGUGUUUGUGGGGAUGCAAACGAGUUAUAUCUUAUGGACGUGGCUGAUUGAAGGACGCCCCAGAGCCACAAUUUCAGCAUUGUUCAUGUUCACAUGCCGUGGGAUUUUAGGCUACUCCACCCAGCUCCCAUUGCCUCAGGGGUUUUUGGGCUCGGGUGUGGACUUCCCUGUUGGGAACGUGUCUUUUUUCUUGUUUUUUUCUGGGCACGUUGCAGGGUCAGUGAUUGCUUCAUUGGACAUGAGGAGGAUGCAGAGGUGGGAACUGGCUUGGACUUUUGAUGUGCUCAAUGUUUUGCAAGCUGUGAGGUUGCUGGGUACAAGAGGCCAUUACACUAUUGAUUUGGCCGUAGGGGUUGGUGCUGGAAUUCUCUUUGAUUCUUUAGCUGGCAAGUACGAAGAUAGCAAAAGGAAUGGUGCUCUCAAACACAAUUUGAUUGCGUGAACAAUGUGGAUAUAGCUAAAAAAAUUAACAAACCAUCAUGGAGGUGUAAAAGUAAAAGAGUGAGAGGGCAAGGGUUUGAAUCGUAAAAAAAAUAAGGUCAAAGAGUGAUACAUCAUAUUAUUAGGAUUUAGGACAAGUCUUAAAUCUUAAUUACCGCGUAAUUUUAAAUUUGAUUUAUUUCACUACUUUUUGUAACCUGUUAUUAUAGUAUAGAGUUUUUUUUCCCUACUAGUGGAGUCUGAGUUGGAAUUCACUUGCCAAUUGCUAUGAUCCCAUGAUUGAUUGCUCUAGGUGGGUGUUGUUCCCACUUUGUGGACGACAGUGUGUUAAAGGAGGUUGAUUUUAACAUCAAAUUUUAAGAUUUUACUUUUAGUUGAUUCAUAGUCAUUGGAGAACUUUGAUUGUAUUAAAUUUUGAUUUGAUUUUAAUUUGAAUACAGUGGUUAUUGACUUA
Molecule: messenger RNA, 1544 nt
Organism: Glycine soja
Lineage: Eukaryota; Viridiplantae; Streptophyta; Magnoliopsida; Fabales; Fabaceae
Product: phosphatidylcholine:diacylglycerol cholinephosphotransferase 1-like
Exons: 3
Coding region: 288-1091 (267 amino acids)
Molecular function (GO): diacylglycerol cholinephosphotransferase activity
Source: RefSeq, a predicted model, not a curated record